Messenger RNA from Thrips palmi, 4128 nucleotides. RefSeq names its product tetratricopeptide repeat protein 37. Gene Ontology annotation, cellular component: Ski complex. The record is from RefSeq and is a predicted model, not a curated record. The transcript has 19 exons. The coding region runs from base 93 to 4076 and encodes 1327 amino acids. NCBI's taxonomy places the organism in Eukaryota, Metazoa, Arthropoda, Insecta, Thysanoptera, Thripidae. Gene Ontology annotation, molecular function: protein binding.
GUGAGUAUGUGUACUAUUGGCAGCAACGUAAAUAAACUCGCCCAAGCACCGCACCGGAGUAAUUUAGGAAUUUACUCCAUGGAAGCACAGACAUGGACGCCAAAGAAGUGAAGCGGAUUUUGAAGGAGGCCAAGGAAGCCAUCAAGCAAAAGGACUCUAAAACAGCGGUCAAAUUGUGCAAGUCGGUGCUGAAGGAGGACAAGAACAACUAUGUCGCCCUCGUGUUGUUUGGGGCCUCUUUGCAAGAAUCAGACCAGCAUGAAGAGGCACCCAAGGCCUUCAAGAAGGCGAGCGAAAUAUCACCUGAUCUACCUCUGGCGUGGCAAGGACUUGUAUCCUAUUUUGAAAAGCAUGGCAAAACUCUCAACACUGAAUCUGAAACAGACCUUCUGAAAGCUUACACCCAUCUGAUACCACUUGAAGCCGACAACUUGAAAAAACAGGAAAUGACUAUGAAGCUUGCUGGACUAGCUGUUAAAUUACAAUCCGCAGCAGAGUGCUCAUCUGUAUUGUCGAGGCUGCCAACAGACAAGGAGACAGCAAGCACCAUGCAGAGGUGUCUUGUCAAAGCCCUUCUUCAAAUCAAAGAUCUCAAAGAGUCUGACACAUCUGUGCUUGCUGAAUCAUUAGAGUGUAUUGUGUCUGACUGGAAGAACAAUCGAAAAGGAAAUGACUAUGAUAUACAAGAUUUCUACCGUCAAUUCUUAAAAUGUUUGUAUCACUCUGGGGAACAUAAAAAGUUAGUUUAUGAAGCUCAAACCAUGGCUGAAACAUUUAGCAAAGACCCUUAUCCUUUGGAGUGGAUUUGUAAAUUGUGGGUGGAGUUUGUUGCUGAGGAGAAGAAUAUUGGUUUAUUGAAAGAUUCAAUUGACAACUAUGUGAGUAAGCUGGAAGUUGUCGGACCAUCAGCAAACAGUUCUAUCUACAUGGCCAGGGGAGCGAAAUAUUUAGUUGAGAAGGAACUGAGCAAAGCAAGAGAAGAGCUGACUAAAGCUGUUCAUACCAAGCAAGCCCCCUGGCAAGUUUAUCUGCUGCUGUCUCAUAUUGAAUUGAAAUUUGGGUGUGCUUUAGAGGGUCUGAGCUUGAUAAAUGAUGCUAAGAGCAAAUUGAAACAAGCUACAAGUGAACAGGAAUACUUACUUAAAAAAUGUGAGGCAGAGGCUUUGACUGCCACUAAGAGUCCAGAGAAAGUAGAAAAAGCAAUACAACUUUGUGAUGAGCUCUUAAGCACUAGGAUGUCAGAUGAGGUUCUCCAUUUGAUUCAUGCAAGAGCUUCUAUAUUGUUGACACGUUAUGAAGAAGCUCAAGUGCAUCUCACCGAGAUUGCUUCUCCAAGUUCAUAUGCUGCUAAAGUAACACUUCUGGAAACUCAAAUUGUAGCCCUAUCUGGUCAGAAAGCCCAAGCUGCAUUCGUUCUUGAGUCUCUGGCUCCAGAGGCUAAAGACUGUGAGAUUUGGUUGACACUUGCCAAACUCCAUUCGGAAAUAGGAAAAGAUGAAAAUGUCUUAACUGAUUUAAUGGAGGCUGCUCGUUGUGAACCAUAUUUUUGGGAGACCUUUAUGCUCCUGGGGAAUUACUACAAAGGGUUGUCUUCUGCAGCAGCGCUGGAUAAAGCCAGACGGUGCUAUCAGAAAGCCUUGCAGCUCAAUCCCAAGUCUGUGGAAGUUGGUAAACACCUUAGUGAUGUCCUUCUCCUUCUCCAUGAUGUUGGUAGUAAUAUUCAGCUGCUUGACAUGUUGACUCAAGCGAGUAAUGCCAAAUGGAUUUGGCUUCGGCUGGGAUUACUGCAUACAGAAAGUGGCGAGGUAGAGAAAGCCAUCACCUACUUGUGCAAUGCUGUUCGCAGUGAUCCUGCAGACUGUCGUGUUUGGGAAAGCCUUGGUGAUGCGUAUAUGUUCCGCGGAGCUUGGCAUGCUGCACUGAAGUCUUACCAGAAAGUAAUGCAGUUGUCUCCGGGAAAUAUUUAUGCUGCUUUUCAAAUAGGAACUGUUAAACUGAGGAUGGAAGAAUAUGAAGAUGCUCUGGUUGCAUUUAGGCAGCUCUUAGAAUUGUCUCCUGAUUAUGUACCUGCAUUGCAAGGUCAGGGCGAGGCAGCAUUUUGCUGGGCUCAAGUAUUAAGAAAAGAGCACCGUCUAGGCUGUGCCCGAGAUCGAUGUCAAGAAGCGAUUGAUGCUCUCACCAAGGUUUUGAAUCAGCGCAGAGAUUUGUCUUGCACUUGGAAACUCCUAGGUGAUGCCUGCCUUCUAGGAGCUAAGCUACCAGCUUCAUACACAAACUUUCAUUUGACGGAAUGGCUUGUCUGCCAAGGUGCAAAUUCUAGUGGUUCAAAGACUGUCAUGCUCAAGAAAAUGGACAUGUUUCCUUUGGCAGAAAGGAUGUUCUGUCGAGCUAUGUCAAUCAGCCGAGAGGAUAGUCUGCUCUGGCAUGAUCUAGCAUCAACCAAUUUCUGGCAUGCUAUGGCAAUUCCUCCAUCAAGCAAACGCAGUGAUAUUCUACAGCGCGCCAUGACAGCCGCACGUCGUGCCGUCAGCCUCAAUUCUAAGAACUCCCUUCAUUGGAAUUUGCUGGGCGUAAUAGCAGCAUCAGAAGAAAUAAAACAGAGAGCAGUUGCUCAGCAUGCUUUUAUCCAAUCGAUCCUUCUGGAUAAUAGCAGUCCAAUUCCCUGGACAAACCUCGGCACCUUGUAUUUAAUUCUUGGUGACAUAACACUAUCAAAUAAAGCCUUUAGUGCAGCCCAAAGAGUAGAUCAUGACUACACUAGGUGCUGGGUUGGCCAGGCUAUGAUUGCUGAAGCAUUAAACCAUCAUGAAACCAUGGAUCUAUUUAGACAUGCAGCAUCUUUAGAAUAUCACCAUGAAAGUUGUUCUGGCUAUGCUCACUGGGUUUUGACAAAUUUGCUUGACAAAGAAAAAGUUGCAAAUAUUGAAACAGCUGAACAAAAUAUGACUCUUAAAGAUAUGAAGAAUAUGUUUGCUAUUGAAGUAGCAUCUGAUUGUAUGAAGUGGUACACAGAACGGCAUCAAACAGACCCCUGUGGCUGGAAUAUGUUAGGGCUGCUGCUAGAAAGACAAAACAUGUUCCGAAGUGCUCAAACAGCGUUCCAAAAGGGCUUUGAAGAGGCUCUGUUACUAGGUGCUGAUUCUCAACACUUGGAUGCGAUACGUUGUAAUCUUGGUCGAGUUCUAACGAAUUUGCUAGACUAUGAUCAAGCCAUCAAUACUCUCCAAAAAGUCAAUGCUCCUACAUUUGCAUCUCAGUCAGCCUUAGCUUUGGCUCUGUUUAAGGCUCAAAAAUUUGAGGAGGCUUAUGAAACAUAUAAUGGGGCACUGGAAUGGCUGGCUCCUGAUGAAGAAACCAAAGCCUUUAUUCUUAUGGCUAUGGCGGCUAUGCAGUAUAGUUUCAACCAGGUGGACCAAUGCAAAACAUUGCUGUUUCAAAGCAUUCAGCCCACACCUUUGUCAGCUCAUCCAUUGUUGGCUCUUUGUGCUAUUGGUUUAUUACAUCAAGACAUUGCCAUGUCCAAAAUCAUGCUCAAGGAACUUGCGCGGUUCAAAGAUGACCCAAGGUAUCUGACACACAUUGGACUACUAGCUGCAUAUACUUCAUUCCUUCAGGGUGACCAGAAGGGAGCAAUACGAGCUCUGGCUAAAGCAGUGCACAGACACCCAGGAGAAGGGUCCUUGUGGCUUUCCCUGGCUCAAGUGCAAAUGCAUGCUUAUCCCAAGUGUGAUGCGAUGGCUAUCGGGCGCACUGCUGAUGCUGCCUUAUUUUUAGGAAGGUCCCACAUGGAUAUUUCCAAGGUUCAAGCGCUUGUCAGCGUAGCACAUUUACUUCUAGGUGAUGGCGUACCAGCUGCACUAAGUUCUCAGAAGGCAGUCCACCAGUACCCUAACGUUGCGGAGAACUGGUCGACUUUAGUAGCAUCUGUGCUGCCGCAAAAUAAGAGCCUAGAGCACGCAGCGCGCCUGAGAGACAUCAUCAGCCAUGUUCGCCGAAGACUGCAACCCUCGGCAGGUGGCCUCAAGAAAUGGCUUGGCAAUUGUGAACACCACCUAACCAGUCUGGCCCCUGAGUAAAGUUUGGUUGUGAUUUUUUUAAAAUCUUGUAUUUAAUAUUUGUUAAGAUUUU